Physcomitrium patens is the source of this 3196-nucleotide messenger RNA. RefSeq names its product WRKY transcription factor 72A. Gene Ontology annotation, biological process: regulation of DNA-templated transcription. Gene Ontology annotation, molecular function: sequence-specific DNA binding; DNA-binding transcription factor activity. The record is from RefSeq and is a predicted model, not a curated record. NCBI's taxonomy places the organism in Eukaryota, Viridiplantae, Streptophyta, Bryopsida, Funariales, Funariaceae.
GCUAAAGCAAAAAAGAAUACGCCAACUACCUCUAGCCAACUAGCUCUUUAGUCUCGCAACUUGUGUGUGGACCACCCCUUGCCUUCCUGCAUUGCUAUACCGCCCACUUAGAUCUCUCUGUGCCUUCCUCUGUGGAGAUCUCUUUAGUCUGGAACGUCUUCUUCACGAGCGCUAGCUUCAGCCUCUUAACUGAUCUUGUCUCGAACGUGGACUAGGAAGGAAUCAACAAGCACCUUGGAGAUUGUACAAGUUUAUGACGUACACCGCUUUCUAGCGAGGUUUGAGAGGUCUGCAACUGUAUUUGGAGAAGGAUCCGUUGCGGUUGUGCAAGCACCUGUAAGAGAUACUGAAGAAGGCAGAACAUGUUUGGAGAUUUACGUUGAUGUCGGAAGAAUUCUUCAGGCGUGAUGUCAGGGGAGACUAGGAAUUUUAGGUACCUGGGUAAAGAUUUCGAGCUGAAGCGUUAGAUGAUCUAAACUUGUUCGUUUUUGGACCAACAAAUAACUGCCUUUGGACAGGAUCACUUUGACCCUGGCAGCAGCAGGGAACGAAGAACUGGUUUGUAGUCAGUGAAUUGAAGUAUGGGUACUUCCAACGCUGAGAGUGGUGACAAGGAAGCCGCAGGUAGAUUUGACACUAUGAUCAUGGCUGCCGUAGUAGAAGAAAAACAUCUGAAGAAAAGCAGUGGGAGAGUCGAUAUGGUUAGCAGGAUAGAUUUGUCAGUGAAACUCGACGAAGACAGUCUAGGUGAGGACGAGGAAAUGGAAAUUAGUGAACCCGAGGAAGAUAGUCGUACAAGGUCGGACCAUCACAUGACCAACAUGAAAGACGAGGAAGUCAGUAGUCCCCAACCUAAGUUGCAACUUGGCCCACAACAAUACCAUGAAAAUAGGCAUGCGUUUAAAUGCGAGGUUAGAGGUUGUGUAAGCGUCUUCAGAGACAGAACUCAGUUAGUUAAUCACAGUUUGGUGCACCGGGGCACCAGCGGUAGUGAGCGCUCGACGUUGGAGGACGAGUCUCCGCCAGCGUCGACCGCGGGUCUCACAGCUUCUGAGGCAAAUCAGCUCAAGAAUGAGUUGUUAGUAUCAAGGGCGGAAAUCACGCGCCUCGUUGCAGAAAACGAGAGGUUCCGAUCCAUGUUGACUCAUCUCACUUCGGAGUAUCGAAACCUUCAGAUGCAUAUGGUGACUUCCAUGCAACGCCACAGCGACACUGUGAACUAUCCAGUUCAAAGUCCUACGGCACAGAGUGCUUCUGUGACGCCAGCCAGUUAUGAGGCAUCCCUAAAGGGCUCCUCAGAUAGGGACUCUAAACACCAUCGAGGGAGUCCCCCCAAGUCUCCAGCUCGUGAACAGACUUCAAAACAGUCGAGUGGAACGCACCUUCAGUAUGAUCGAGUACAGAAAAUCGAAGACAUAAGUGUUGGCACAACUUCACGGCCUGGAAGCGGAACAUCAUCUCCUACUAGGUCACCGACCGCACGGUCGCAUCCUACUUCGCCGUCGCAGGAAGCUGAUCAUCUCCAGGAGAGGGCAUCAGAUCAGAGUGAAUGGCAAGCUAACAAAAUCCAGAAGGCCACGCACACCGACGUCCACACUGCUUUGCCCAUCUCUCAAAUCGAGGCCGAUCCCAUCGUCAGGAAGGCUAGAGUAUCUGUCCGAGCUCGGUCUGAUGCUCCAACGAUCAAUGACGGAUGCCAGUGGAGGAAAUAUGGUCAGAAGAUGGCGAAAGGGAACCCCUGUCCUCGUGCAUACUACCGAUGCACCGUUGCGCCGGGCUGUCCAGUUCGUAAGCAAGUGCAAAGAUGCGCCGACGACAUUUCAAUUUUGGUCACAACCUACGAAGGCACCCACAACCAUCCACUGGCACCGGCUGCUGCAGUAAUGGCAUCUACAACUUCGGCCGCAGCGUGCAUGCUUCUUUCAGGCUCCACCACCAGUGACAUGAACCAUAUGACGACUGCACCGCAGUUCAUUCAGUUGGCAGGUCCCCAAGGGCAGAACACCACUGCUUUACCAAUAAUCUCCGCCUCUGCUCCAUUUCCAACAAUCACCUUGGACCUGACGAGCAAUCCUACGACACAGUUGAGUCUCAGACUUAACAACAGCUCGGGCGCUACACCCUCAAACUUUCAGGGUGAAGCUAUUGGUGGGGUUACCGUUGCUCAAAGUGGUGGCCAGCAAGUGAUGAUGGCCCCGCAACAGCCCGUCACAAGGAGCAACCCAAUAUUCUUCAACAACGGGAUGACAUACGCACCCAUGGUUGCAAACUGUGCACCACUGUCGAAUUCGGGGAGUGCGUUUGCCUCAGAAGGCGCAUCGAGCGAUCACCAAGCUAUGCAAUACCACCACCCUGUGGUGAAUUCAGCCGCCGGUAGGACGUACGGAGAGAACCGGCAGCAAGGCACUCAUACACCGGCCAAUUCACUUGCUUCGAAUCACUGCUCAGCCACACAGUCUCUCGCCGAGUCUGUGACUGCAGCAACAGCUGCAAUCACAUCCGACCCUAGUUUCACCGCUGCUCUGGCUGCUGCGAUCACGUCCAUCAUUUCAUCGCAAAACUGUCAGAAUACGCCAAAUAAGCUUGCUCAGAUGACAUCAAACCAAACGAAGGAGGGAUACCAGCAGAGCACAUCAUCGACACCAUCAGCUUUUACCGCAGUUGGUGCAAGUGGGUCUCUGAGGGUUGAAGGUGGACGAGUUUCUCCUUCGAGGGUGGUUCCUGGAGAGGCUGCUCUCUCCAGCAUUCUCACUUCGGCCUUGAUGUCCCUGAACGCCAAGGACCAGCCCUCGAACGGGAUGGUCCAGUUCGUAAAGCCCUCGGCUUCGCAUAGCUCUUUGGUCGUGGCAGACACAGUACAUCCAUGAUACUCGCAGCUAAGGAACAAAAUUUCAAUUGUAAAUGAGGAUUAGGUUUGGUUUACAGAUUUUAGGGAGGGAUUUCUUCACUAGAGGUUUUGACUAGUUUCAGAGCACCUCGGCAGCCCAGCUGCGCACGAAAGUUUUGAGGGUGAUUGUUGGACUCUGUUCAAGCUUGUAAUUAUGGUCACAGAACCGAUUCCAACUUUACCGAAAUUCUUUCAUGGGCAAAGUUCAUGCACAGGAUUUUUUUGCAAGAGGCUGAGGUUCCAUGAAACAAUGCGAUGGAUCGUACGACACGUCUCUGUAUUUAUAAUACACAAUUCCAUUCUUCUUAA